AUGGCCGUAAGGUUUCUGGCAUACGAGGUAUCGGACCUCUGCAUCGGGAAGCCGCCGUUGAAGCCGCUGCCGCUGUCCGCGACCAUCGGCGAGGCGCUCGUCUGCCUGAAGAGAUGCGGCGAGAGCUACCUCAGCGUGUGGACGGAGGGUUCUAAAGCGGCAUCACCAAAUUCCCCCGAGAGAAGAACCUGCGUGGGGAAGGUUUGCAUGGUGGAUAUUAUCUGCUACCUCUGCUCGGAGGAGAAUCUUAAGCGUUCUUCCUCCGUCGCCCUGAGUUCCCCUGUUUCCGUUCUCCUCCCGAAGGAAUCCGGGAGUCUGGUCAGACAUGUCGAACGGCAUUCCAGGUCCGUAGUCGCGCUGAUAAUUCGAUCUCUCUGGCUUUAAAAAAUAAUUUCCUGUUAUUUGCUGCUGCGCUUGUCUUCAACGGAUUCGUACAGGACCGUCGAACAGCACGGCAAACUUAUUCUGCUUUUGCAGUUGAUCUUCUGUGGACUUUCCGAUGUUCCUUCGCGUAUUUCUUUUUUAUCAAAUUUUCAAUCCAGUCUUCUUACUCGCGUAUUCCCGUUUCCUUGCGGAUAGACAGAAUACUGUCUAAUUUCUUUGCGUCAUCAAUGCAUAGUAGGGGGUGGAUGGGUUGCUUUUAUUCGGCGAGAUUUGUCAACUGUGUAUAGCUCGAGGAGAUAUCGAUUGAUCCUCUGAUCUGAUGAGUAUUUAAUUAUUUCUUCAGCUUGUUGGAAGCCCUGGAUUUGAUUCUGGAGGGGGCGCAGAACCUGGUGGUUCCGAUCCGAUCCGUCGGCAGGAAAAAGCUCCACUCAUAUGCGGCGGACUUCUGCUGUCUCGUACAGGAGGACUUCGUUCGCUUCUUUCUCAACUCCAUCGGUGCCUUCUCCCAAGUCUCCUCCCUCUCGGUGGAGUCGCUGGGGAUCAUCCGGCGUGACGUCCUCGCCGUCCGGUACCACGAACCCGCCCUCUCCGCCUUGCCGUUGAUCAAGGAGGCCCUGAUGUACCAGACCGCGGUGGCGGUCGUCACCGACGACGGGAAACUCGUCGGCGAGAUCUCACCGUCCACCCUGGCCAGCUGCGACGAGACCGUGGUGGCGGCGAUCGCCACACUCUCCGCCGGCGAGCUCAUGGCCUUUGUCGACUGCGGCGGCCCGCCGGAGGAAGCCGUGAGGACCGUGAAAGCGAGGCUGAGGAAGCGGGGCAUGGAGGGAAUGCUAGAGCUGAUCGAGGAGGAGGCAUCGUUGUCGUCGUCGGCGUCAGAUACCUCCCUCUCCACGCUGUCGUCGGGAAGCUCGUCGUCGGACGAGGAAUCGACGACCCCGGCGAGGACACGGCGGCUAGAGAAGCACGGCGGCUCGGGCAGCUACUCGGUGAGGAUGGGGAGGAGUCUGGAGGAGGCCAUCGUCUCCCAUCCCGGUAGCUCGCUCGUGGCGGUGCUGAUCCAGGCGUUGGCUCAUCGUGUAAACUACGUGUGGGUGGUGGAGGACGACUUCGAGUUGGCAGGGUUGGUGACCCUAACAGACGUCCUGAAAAUAUUCCGCGACCCGCUCUAG
This is a messenger RNA of Spirodela intermedia, 1556 nucleotides long. NCBI's taxonomy places the organism in Eukaryota, Viridiplantae, Streptophyta, Magnoliopsida, Alismatales, Araceae. The record is from the annotation of a GenBank genome assembly.